AUGAGAAAUAAUGAUUUAGUCGACGUGACUAAAAUGGACGAGUCGAAAAAGCAAAAGAAAAAAAUGCGGGAUUCGGGUCCCGACACUUACUCCACUUGCUCCAAUGCUGCCAAUCAAAGAAAAAGAGGACUCAACAGGUUCUCGUUAAGAAGACUGCUUUAUUCUAGUCCUUUAGUUAUGAGAAGACUUAAUCGAGCGGUUCCAGGAUCUUCGAAAACUAAACAAACAGGAGAAAGAUCUGGAAAUGUUUCUAAAGACAUCGAAAAAGGAGAAGUAUCUAAAACGGGUUUAAUUGCAGCCGGAGGUUCCCUGAGCGUGAAAAGAGCAUCCAGUAAAGGCUCCAGUUCCAAGACUGAAGAAUGCCCCCUGUGUUUGACUCAGUUACCGAUAGAAUACUUUCCGGAUUUAUGCACUUGUCCGCAUAAAUCUUGCUACAAUUGCUUCCAGCAAUAUCUUCGAAUAGAAAUAUCCGAAUCUAGAGUUUAUCUUUGUUGUCCAGAAUGUGCGGAACCGAUGCAUCCGAACGAUAUAAGAAUGAUUCUCAACGAUAAACACUUGUACGAAAAAUAUGAAGACUUCACGUUGAGACGAGCUCUCGCAAUAGAUCCCGACACGAGGUGGUGUCCAGCACCGGAUUGCGGUUUUGCCGUGAUAGCAGCCGGAUGUGCAAGUUGUCCGAAAAUUCGUUGCGAACGUCCAGGUUGCGAUUCUUAUUUCUGCUACCACUGCAAAGCGGAAUGGCAUCCGAAUCAAACUUGUAAUGCCGCAAAAGCUCAAAGAUCUCUUAACGUUAGGUCCUCGUCCGUCAGCUUUAGUCAGGAUUCGCAACACAAAGAUGAUAUUAAACCUUGUCCAAGAUGUCAGGUAUUAAUUGGAAAAAUGGACGAUGGUUCGUGUAAUCAUAUGACCUGCGCUGUUUGCGCGGCUGAAUUUUGUUGGCUAUGCAUGAAAGAAAUUAGCGAUUUGCAUUAUUUAAGCCCUUCCGGAUGCACUUUUUGGGGUAAGAAACCUUGGUCGCGAAAGAAGAAAAUUUUAUGGCAGUUGGGAACGCUAGUCGGUGCUCCCGUAGGCAUCGGUUUGGUCGCUGGCAUUGCCAUACCCGCCAUGAUAAUAGGUAUACCCGUUUGGGUCGGUAGAAAGCUGUACAGCCGUUAUGAAAGCGAAAACAAGCACAAGCGAAAUUUAAUGGUUGCUGGCGGCGUGACGGCCUCGAUUUUGAUAUCGCCAAUAUUGGCUGGAAUUGCCGUGAGCGUUGGAGUUCCUAUACUUUUGUUUUACGUUUACGGUGUUGUUCCCGUGUCUCUUUGUCGUUCCGGAGGUUGCGGAGUAUCAACAUCCGGUGCCGGAGUUCGAUUUGAUUUCGAUGACGAAAACGAAAUGUCUGCCAGAAACACGGAUGCCGUUUCGAUGGAUACCGUGAGUCAUCGCGGCGUUAAUCCUUCCAUUGGAGAAGCUUCCCUCUCGCUGGGUAGCGGAAGUCAGUUGGAACGUCUCGGAAGGGAAAACGAUCGAGAAUCCGUGAGCAACGUUGCAUUGGCUGGAGCGAGCAUUGCCGGAAGCAUCGCUUCCAGCGGUUUAACUGCUGUUCAAAGAUUAGAAGUUCAAGUCGAUGUUUCGUCUGCUCAACGUUUUAGCAUGAGCAGCGAAACGGCUUCGGCUGCCACAAGCUUGUCGGAAAAAUCCGUGUCUGCGUCAUUUGCCGACGACGGAGGUGCUUCCGUGAGAGCACUCGCCGGUUCCGUUUUAAAUUUUAAAGCGGAAACAAGUUCGGUGGCCAGUUACAGACCUGGAGAACCCGUCGGAAACGCGGACAACGCUUCUCAAAGAAGUGAAGAUACGAGACCUGCGUCCCUUAGCUCCUUGGAAGAAUUAACUUCCGGUUUGUUGAGGAGAGUGACCGGAGGUAGACGGAGACUGGAAAAACAAUGCAGCGACAACAACGGGGGAUCAUCCACCACGGGAACGGAAGAUUCGACAUCGGAAAGAGUCAGAUUUGAUAAUCACGUGAGUUUCAUCGCUCCACACAAGGAUAAUCAUUGCGUCGUGGAAAUGGAAACAACCGUUUCGAACGAGAAGACAUCGUCGCUGAGAAACGUUUUGCUUCACUCACAAUUGGAAUCGAAUAAAAGAUUUGGUAAAUUCAAUCGGAAGAACACGACGACGACGACGACGACAAACAAUGACGGUGCGACGGUGGCGCCGGCAACGACGACGACAACAGCAACAACAACCGACUUACCUAUGAUACCCGACGUGCCGCCCACUCCUCCGACAUCUGCCAAAUUUCACGGUUCUACUUCCCUCGGAGAGGUUCUAUAG
Messenger RNA from Pediculus humanus corporis (human body louse), 2319 nucleotides. RefSeq names its product RING finger protein, putative. Gene Ontology annotation, molecular function: ubiquitin conjugating enzyme binding; ubiquitin protein ligase activity; zinc ion binding. Gene Ontology annotation, biological process: positive regulation of proteasomal ubiquitin-dependent protein catabolic process; protein polyubiquitination; ubiquitin-dependent protein catabolic process. The transcript has 12 exons. Bases 1 to 2319 code for a protein of 772 amino acids. The record is from RefSeq and is a predicted model, not a curated record. Lineage: Eukaryota; Metazoa; Arthropoda; Insecta; Psocodea; Pediculidae. Gene Ontology annotation, cellular component: ubiquitin ligase complex; cytoplasm.